This is a messenger RNA of Moneuplotes crassus, 3325 nucleotides long. NCBI's taxonomy places the organism in Eukaryota, Ciliophora, Spirotrichea, Euplotida, Euplotidae. The record is from the annotation of a GenBank genome assembly.
AUGAGUGGAACAGGCGAUAAGUACGAACCUAAUGGGUCAGAAGAUUUUAGUGAAUCUGAGGAAGAUUCAAACUCUGAGGGUAUUAAUGAUCUCACCAGUCAGGAGCUGGAUAAGAGGAUCAACCAGAUGAAGGCCAAAAUUAAGGAUCUGCAAGAGAACGAGAUGAAGUUUGGCAUAGAUUCUCAAGAUUACCCUGAUAGUCAGCAGGAAUCAGGCAAUGAUUCUAACCAAGAUUACUACUCGAGAGAGGAUGAUAGUGAAUAUGAUGGCAAUCAAAAGCAGCCUCAAAAUUACGAAGAAAAUAGAAAUAUAGGAAUCUCAAGUAAGGAAAAGAGGAAAAUGAAAACUUAUGACUCUCCUAAGAAUUACAAGGAGAAGAAUCCAAUGGUUAAGGAUUAUGAUGAGGACUCCAUGAAUCAAUAUGAUGAAGCUCAAGACCAUUUAGAUCGAAACGAAGAACUACAGAAGAUUAAAUUGUCAGUUGAAAAUCAAUAUAAUGAAGGCUUUAAGAAUCAAGAAAGAUAUCCUCCCAAGAAAGAGUUUAAUGAAGACCAAGAUUAUGAGUAUAUGGAUAGUCAACCACAGAAGAAAUAUCAAAAGUCAUCUCCAUCACAGAAGAAUUGGAAAGAGCCUGAUUCUGAUGAAAAUAAUGAUGGUCAAUAUUCGCAGAUAAAAUAACUCUAAAACAUUUAAGAAGUUCAUGAUGAGUGAGAAUCAAAUGAAGAUAAACAAGCAAAAUGAAAGCCAAAUGUAUGAACAAGAGCAUUCUCAGCAGAAAAUGAACAUGAAUGAAGUUAAUAAAUUUGGAGAUAAAGUUCAGAGAUUUGACCAUCCUAUCUUUGAAAAUGAAUACUCAAAUCCCCAGAAUUUAAAUGAAACUAGCUAUCAGAAUGCUAGUUAUGAUAAUAAAAAUACCCAGAAUCAUCAAAAUUACAACAUACAAGCACCUCCCCAAGCAACCCCUGCCCAGCCUAAUAGAUAUCCUCCUGCUGAAUGGGCUAGCAAUAUGAGGUAUGGACCUUCUCAAGCUCCUGAAGAGAACGAGCUGCCAGGAUAUAGUGAACAAAUUUUGAAUAACAUUCCUUCGCUAUCUUUUGCUAAACAGCAAUUGUAUCAAAAUGCUAUGGGAAAUAUGUCCCAAGACACGUAUGACCAGAGCAUUCACAUGACUCCUGCUCGAAUGAAUCUAGCAAUGAGUUAUCAACAGCCAAGCAUGGGUGGAAAUCAACAACAGAAUUUAGGUGGCCCUCAACAACCAAAUAUGGGAAUUCCUCAGCAGCAUAAUCUUGGAAACUCUCAACAGCCAAAUCUGGGAGCUUCUCAACAGAUGGCAUAUGGUUCAAACACCUUUGGCACUGAUGCAAAUAUGGGAAUGAUGUAUCCUCAGAACCCUCAGAAAUCUUACCACAGCAGCCCUCAAAAUCCAGGAAUAAACAGCAUGGAUCUUCAUGGCUUAACUACUGGAGGAGAUUUAGAAUUCAUCCAGGAAAAACUCACUAAAGUACAGGAACAGUAUGACACCUUGAAGAAGGAAUAUGAUGAGCAGAAGCAAUUUUACGAUGAAGCUCUAGAAGCAAGAACUAAUCAGCUUGAAGAAGCUGAAAAUGAAGUUUCUAAGCUCAAAGGGGAACUUGAAACCACUAAGAAAGAGGAAAUAGAUCUGAAGGCAAAGAAUGAGUCAUACAAAUUCGACAAUGAUAUGCUUUCCAAGACAAUAGAGUCUACCAGUAAGGAUAAGACAAAUGCUUCUCAGAGAGAAGAAGGUCUACUUAAUCAGAUUGAUGAGCUCACUUCUGCCAUAAAGCAGAAGGAAUCCAUCAUUGAACAGAAGGUUGACCAGAGCUUUGGCUUAAAGCAGACUAUUGAUGGUCUUAAAAGCGAUGCUGAGAAGGCAAAAAGAAGGAUAGAGACCUUGGAAGAAGUCUGAAGAAGCAAAGAUUCAGAAAUCAAUAUGAUGGAUAAAGAAAUUGAAAACUGUAAAGGAGAAAUCAAUGCAUUGACUAACAAAGAAAAGGGACUCGUUAGAGAACUUGAAGCUACUAGGUCAGAAUUCGGGAGUACUAGAGAUCAACUCCAAGCUGAAAGAAAUAAAAAUAGUCAACUUAUUGCAGAUAUUAAUGGAAUCAAAGAAGUCUGUGCACAGUCCCAACAAAAGGAAAAUACAUUAAGACAGACAUUAGAUAGAGCGAAUGAUACUAUAGACCAAAUGAAGAAUCAAUUGAAACAAGCAGAUAACUAUAUCAAAGAUCAAGAUAAUCAACUCAGAACUGCUCAGAGAGAUUUAGAUUUUUCAAAGAAUUCAAACUCAGAUUUGAAAAACCAAAUAGAGCAGAUGAAAAAUCAAAUGGAGCAAUUAAGGGUCCAAUCAAAUAUGGCUCAGCAACAACUAUCAUUCCAAGCUGCUGCUCCUCCUCCGCCUCAAUAUAGACCACCACCACCUCAAUUUGAUUAUAACCAUUACCAGCCAUCUCAACCCCAGUAUACCAAUUAUUCGCCUCCUCAAGAGAAGAGUUUUGCCCCCUCAUAUUCUUCUAACUACGAUCAGAAUACUGCACCUCCAAGAAGAGAACCAGAGGAGUAUUCUCAGCCUAGUUUUGCCCCAAGAAAUUCACCUCCGAAAGAAGAGUACAAAGCACCCCCACAAAGGAAGCAGUAUCAGGAGCCUCCUAAAGAGCCAGCCUACCAGCCAAGAAAGCAAGAGUAUCCUGAUUACGCUCAGACUUUUGGAGAGUCUAAAAAGAGCAACCAGAACAAAUCUUCAAUGGGAUCUCUUCUCACUUGGGAGGAAGAUGAUAGAAAACCUCGUGCAGAGCCUAAGAGGAGGAUGGAGCCUCCAAAACAAGAGCCUCGUUAUAAUCAGCCUCCUGCUCAGGAGCCAGCUCGCCCAGAUCCAGUAAUGUCUCAUAAUGAGAGAAGACCAGAAACAGGGCAAUCUAACUCAUGGAACCAAGCAUCAGCAGGUGUAAAAACAAAAGAAGCUCCAAAGCUCGAAUCCCAAAUCCAAUUUGAAAGAGAACAAAAAGAGAUCAGUACUAUAGAAACCAACCUCCUCAACUUACAGAUGGAGAAGAAGAAUCUGAACAUGGAAUACGACAAGAUUCCUGACACAGCUAAAACAAUCGCUCAGAGAAGAAGAAAGCAAGACCUAGAAAGAGAGAUCAACAUUCUGGACAAAAACAUCUCUUCUCUCAAAAAGAAACUCAGAGAGAAACAAGUUUUAUAAUCGCCCAAUUAAUUCCAAUUAAUAUCGCAACAAAUCAGUUUCCUAAUAAGAUCGUUACCCCAAAACUAGUUUAGCUGUUCGCCGACAUCUGUCCAUAUACAC